This is a messenger RNA of Oncorhynchus kisutch (coho salmon), 7438 nucleotides long. Its product is annotated as C-Jun-amino-terminal kinase-interacting protein 4-like. Gene Ontology annotation, biological process: vesicle-mediated transport. Gene Ontology annotation, cellular component: cytoplasm. Gene Ontology annotation, molecular function: kinesin binding; MAP kinase scaffold activity; signaling receptor complex adaptor activity. The coding region runs from base 196 to 4167 and encodes 1323 amino acids. The transcript is spliced from 33 exons. The record is from RefSeq and is a predicted model, not a curated record. NCBI's taxonomy places the organism in Eukaryota, Metazoa, Chordata, Actinopteri, Salmoniformes, Salmonidae.
GGAACCCGAGGGAAAUUUCUUCCACGUCUAUCGAACGCUUCCAGUGAGGGACAAUUACACGGAUAUUGCCAUUUCAAUUGAAGCUUUUAAAGGGAAUACACAUUCGAUUUUCUUAAAGAAAAUAACGGAAUUCAUAGUGGCGGGGUAAGUGUAAAUCCUAUUUACAGGACCCAUUUGUUCAAGGAAGGGAAGAAAAUGGAGUUGGAGGACGGAGUAGUGUACCAGGACGACCCGGGGACAUCGGCUAUGAUGUCGGAGCGGGUAUCGGGCCUGGCCAACUCCAUCUACCGCGAGUUCGAGAAACUGAUAGGAAAAUACGACGAAGAUGUGGUGAAAGAACUGAUGCCGCUCGUCGUGGCUGUGCUGGAGAACCUGGAUUCGGUGUUCGCGGAAAACCAGGAGCAUGAAGUGGAGCUAGAACUGUUAAAGGAGGACAACGAACAGCUCAUCACGCAGUAUGAACGGGAGAAAGCGCUGAGGAAACACGCAGAGGAGAAGUUCAUGGAGUUUGAGGACAGUCAGGAGCAGGAGAAGAAGGACCUUCAGAACCAUGUGGGCAGAAUGGAGUCCCACUCCCGCCAGCUUGAGCUCAAGAUCAAGAACUAUGCAGACCAAAUCGGCAGGAUGGAAGAGCGAGAGUCUGAGCUGAAGAAGGAGUUCAACUCACUCCAUCAAAGACACACAGAGAUGAUCCAUAACUACAUGGAGCAUGUAGAGAGGAUCAAGCUCCACCAUAUGAGUGUAGUAGAGACUUCAGACUCUGGAACUGUGGGCAGAGUCAGGAAAGAGCGUCCCAUGUCUCUGGGUGUCUUCCCCAUGUCAGGAGGGGGGGCAGUUCUGACCCCUGACCUCCAGGCCAGGUCUGAGACGCCGGGCGCAGAGGCCUGGAGGUUCAACGACCUGGAAAAUCCGCGCUCCAAUGCCAGCCUCAAGUUGGAUGCAGACGACCCCCCAGAGAAAAGGGAUGGUUACAGUACGCUGCAGAUCUCUUGGGGGAAUUCUCUCCCAGACGACUGCAAGGAUGAGCUGUCGGACCUUGGCCCAAAGUCGGUCACUCUCAUGUCCACCACGGCCUCGGACGUCGCCAUGGAGGGGGAGGGGCCAAACAGUAAGAGCAUGGAGUUGCUGGCGGCACUGGGGAACAGGUCAAUAUCAGUGGGUUUGCCAGAGAACGAGGAUAGCUCAGAGGUGCAUGACAUCAUUGAGUCCACCCCUGAACUGGACAUGGACCUCAGUGGAUACAAAGCAUCCAGCACCCCGACCAAAGGAGGCAUUGGCAUUGAGAACAUGGCGUUUGACCGCAACACAGACUCUCUGUUUGCGGAGCUGUCGUCUGCAGGCAUAGGGGACGUCAUCGGAGACGUGGACGAGGGGGCCGACCUGCUGGUGGAGUACUCUGACCUUAGCUUGCUCGGUAUGGGUCGUGAGGUUGAGAACCUGAUCACGGAGAACACACAACUAAUGGAGACAAAGAACGCUCUGAAUGUGGUGAAGAAUGACCUGAUAGCGCGGGUGGAUGAGCUGUCGUGUGAGAAGGAAGUGUUGCAGGGGGAACUAGACGCUGUGACACAGACCAGGAAAAACCUGGAGGAGAAGAACAGAGAGCUGGAGGAGGAGCUCAAGAAAGUGCGUGUAGAGAUGGAGGAGGUGAAAGGGAAGCCAAACGAGGAAGAGGAUAGUGACGUUCCUACAGCCCAGAGGAAGAGGUUCACCAGGGUAGAGAUGGCUAGAGUCCUCAUGGAGAGGAACCAGUACAAGGAGAGACUGAUGGAAUUACAGGAGGCUGUUAGGUGGACAGAGAUGAUCAGAGCCUCCAGAGAAAACCCUUCCCUUACUGAGAAGAAGAAAUCCAGCAUCUGGCAAUUUUUCAGCCGCCUCUUUAGCCCCUCCUCCUCCAGCACGGCAGUGAUGAAGAAGGCGGAGUCCCAGGGGAGGGAGGUGAGGUACACGCCCCCUGCAGGAGGGGGAAUGAAGAAGAGGAGCAGCACCUUCUCCCAGUUCCCCACCGAGAAGUCCAAGGCCUUCGACUUCCUCAACGAGGAAAUGGACCCGUGCGCCUCUCCGUCCCGUAGGGAGCAAAAGAGGGCCCAGUACAGACAGGUCAAAGCCCACAUGCAGAAGGAGGAUGGACAGGUACAGGCCCACGGAUGGAGUCUACCCAGCAAAUCUAAGGUAGUGAACGGGGGCCCAACAGAGAACAAAGAGAAGAAUCUACCUGUGCCAGUCUACCUGAGGCCCCUGGACCAGAAAGAUGCUUCUAUGAAGCUGUGGUGUGCUGCGGGUGUGAACAUGUCAGGAGGGAAGAUCAGCGAGGGAGGGUCCAUGUUGGAAGGACAGAGCAGGAAGGGCUCUGUGAGCAGCCUGGACCAUUUAGAGACAGAGAACAAGGAGCAGGAGAAAGGUGACCAGGAGAAGGAGAAGGAGCUGCGCCUGCAGGAUGAGAUGUCCUGCAGGGUGUGGAUCUGUACCAGUACCCACUCCUCUACUAAAGUCAUGGUGCUGGAGGCCAACCAGCCCUCUGACCUGCUGGACAGCUUCUACGCCUGCAACUCACACGUCCUCUGCAUCGCCAGCAUACCAGGUGUGUUGGAGACAGACUACCCUGCAGGGGAGGAGCUACCUGUACCCCAGGACCUGGAGUCUGGGCUAGUUGAUGGCGUGUCAUUGACAGGCAGCGUGGCCAGUCUGGGCUCCGCGGGCAGCGACGGCGCCUUGGCAACGGAAGGGACCACCGCCGUCCUCCAGAUGGCCGGGGCAGGGCUCAAUGACCUCCCGGCCCAGCACAGCUCAGUGGAUCUGUCCAGAGAGCCCAGUCCUGCAGAGGAUGGGGUCCCCACGGCGGAAGAGGCCACAGAGGCUACAGAGGAGGGGGAGGAGAGCCAGGGGCUGGUCGUCAGUCAGCCAGGCAUCUACACAGAACACGUGUUCACAGACCCUCUGGGAGCUGGCCACCAUGAGUCCUCCACUGCAGACACACAGAGGGACCAGGAGGGGGUGGGUGAGGCGUCUCUUCCCGACGACAUGCUCCCUGCUGGAGAGGACGUCCAGAGGAUGAGCAGCGCCCUGCCCACCAUGUGGCUGGGGGCCCAGAACGGAUGUUUGUAUGUGCACUCUUCUGUGGCUCGGUGGAGGAAGUGUCUCCACGCCAUCAAGCUAAAGGACUCCAUCCUCAACAUAGUGCAUGUGAGAGGAAGAGUCCUGGUUGCCUUGGCUGAUGGCACGUUGGCUAUAUUCCACAGAGGCCUGGAGGGACAGUGGGAUCUGACCAACUACCACCUACUAGACCUGGGCCGGCCACACCACUCCAUCCGCUGUAUGACAGUGGUGCAUGACAAGGUGUGGUGUGGCUACAGGAACAAGAUCUACGUCAUCCAACCCAAGGCCAUGAGGAUAGAGAAGUUGUUUGACGCCCACCCCCGGAAGGAGAGUCAGGUGCGUCAGCUGGCCUGGGUGGGAGAUGGGAUCUGGGUAUCCAUCCGCCUGGACUCCACCCUCAGACUGUUCCACGCCCACACCUACCAGCACCUCCAGGACGUCGACAUAGAGCCCUACGUCUCCAAGAUGCUGGGUACGGGUAAACUGGGCUUCUCCUUCGUCAGGAUCACAGCCCUCAUGAUAUCCUGUAGCCGUCUGUGGGUCGGAACAGGAAAUGGUGUCAUCAUCUCCAUCCCGCUGUCAGAAGCUAUAGGUCCUCCUCAGCAUGGAGUCUUACUGAGGGGCCUCAGGGCCAACAAGACAGCGGGUGCAGUGCCAAAUCGCCCUGGCGGUGCCGUGCGGGUGUUCAGUGAGGAGGGCACAGAGAGCACUUUGCCAGGCAGCUACGUGCCCUACUGUUCCAUGGCACAGGCACAGCUGUGUUUCCACGGACACAGAGAUGCAGUCAAGUUCUUUGCAGCCGUCCCAGGUCAGGUGAUCCCGUCCCCCGGACCCGGAGGGGAUUCUGGGUCGGAUGACCCCGCCUCUGAGUCGUCUGACAUGGCGACCUCUGAACCUGCCAAAACCUUCCUGGUCAUGAGUGGAGGAGAAGGCUACAUCGAUUUCAGAAUGGGUGAUGAUGUAGGAGAGGUGGAUGGCAGCCUAUCGGAACCCACCAUGAAGCAGGCCACCCCCGCCAAACCAGAACGCAGCCACAUCAUCGUCUGGCAAGUCACUUCUUGCCAGGAGUGAGCCAAUCACAGACUGCCACAUCACUACUCGGUCGCACAACCCCCCCGCAUGCCCCUCCCUUAGGUUUUAAGUUGUUAUUAUUGAUAUUAUUAUUACUACUGUGGAUGACUACAUUGUUGCUAAGGAUUCUUUUAGUGUCUGUUUUAAAUGUAUCCAUGAAUUUGGGGCCUAAUGUUUGCCAGGCAAGGUUAAAGUGAAGCAGUGAAGUCAACUCCUGAUAAGUGCACAUGGGAUAGAUAAGUGCACUCAUUUUAAGUGCAGGGCACUUCACCGGGCCCUUUUCAAACCGUUGUUUUCACUUGCUCCAGAUAUCUGUAGCACAUUCUAGAAGUCGACUGUGGUAUAAAGGCAGCUCAGUGUUUUAAAGUAACUGUCCAGUGAAAAUCUGACUGUUAGAAGUUUGUAUUCUGUUAAUUAACUCAUACUCAAAUAAUAUUGUUGACACUUCAAAUCCCCCACCUCAAACUUGUAUCUCAAACAGAAUGUUUCAAAAAUGCUUCCUAUUUCCUCAUUGAGGAUGAUGUCAUCCUCCUGAGGAGGAUGAGCUGGCCAAUCAGCGGUCUACUCACAUAAAUAUUUUUAAUGACCGGUAUAUGCCCACACCAUUCUGUUGUUGGGGUAAGUCCACACCAUUCUGUUGUUGGGGUAAGUCCACACCAUUCUGUUGUUGGGGUAAGUCCACACCAUUCUGUUGUUGGGGUAAGUCCACACCAUUCUGUUGUUGGGGUAAGUCCACACCAUUCUGUUGUUGGGGUAAGUCCACACCAUUCUGUUGUUGGGGUAAGUCCACACCAUUCUGUUGUUGGGGUAAGUCCACACCAUUCUGUUGUUGGGGUAAGUCCACACCAUUCUGUUGUUGGGGUAAGUCCACACCAUUCUGUUGUUGGGGUAAGUCCACACCAUUCUGUUGUUGGGGUAAGUCCACACCAUUCUGUUGUUGGGGUAAGUCCACACCAUUCUGUUGUUGGGGUAAGUCCACACCAUUCUGUUGUUGGGGUAAGUCCACACCAUUCUGUUGUUGGGGUAAGUCCACACCAUUCUGUUGUUGGGGUAAGUCCACACCAUUCUGUUGUUGGGGUAAGUCCACACCAUUCUGUUGUUGGGGUAAGUCCACACCAUUCUGUUGUUGGGGUAAGUCCACACCAUUCUGUUGUUGGGGUAAGUCCACACCAUUCUGUUGUUGGGGUAAGUCCACACCAUUCUGUUUUUUUUUACAUACUUUAAUUUUUAAAACUAGGAAAACUAUUUCACUCAUAUUGUCAUUAAUUAUAGGUCAUAUUUCAUUGAAAUGUGGAAACACUGGACAGUUACUCUAAAGGGACAGACUUAUUAUGCCAGGUUAUUACAUAUGUACUGUACCAUCAUGUGUCGGUGCUACGUACUUCCUAUAGUUCAAUAAGAAUCAAAUCACUUCAUUUUCCUGUGAGGCAAACUUCUUAUAUGAUAUUUACUGCACAUACAACAAUGGCACAGGAUGAACAAAUCAUUCAAAUAACAGUACAGUCAACAAAGAUGAGGAACUGCAUUAUAUUGAUUUAAGAUGACAUUGAAUAAGGGAACAUCAGUAUUGUAUGUUUAGAAACAAGACAAAAGGGAAUGGUUAAGGGGUUUUGCACUGAAUUGAUAUCUGAUGUUGUAAAGUUAUGAUAUGGGACUGUAUGUGUGCGGGUUCACUGUCGCCUUUACCGUGUCGAGCAUUUUAGAUCGUAACCUUUGAACAAAACACAUUUAUUUUUGCUACCUUUGUGGUGUUGGUAAUGUGAGCAAUGUUUGGGCACCUCUGUGUGUAGAACGGACUGUGAGAUGUAAUGUAGGGCCCUGUUCCAAUACUUUAAAAAGCCUUUCUUAUUUCCUCACUUUCUUGAAGUAAUCGGGGAGAAAAGAUCUAUUUUGAAGUAUUGUAACGGUGUCGAAGUUAGUAUCAGCCUGCAUGGGGAAGUCUUGUACUGUAUCUCCGUCCAAAGGUCUGCCAUUUUGGGUCAAACUCUCUGUUCCGCCAUUUUGGGGAAAUGUGCUCCUGCUGCAAUUUAGGGUCUUCCCUCAUGCUAGAUCUCCCUGGCACUUUUAAACAUAAUGUAGGCCGCUUGAAGUAGAACACCCGUCCGUGGUAAUGUUCACUUAUACUAAAAAUGUGCUAACUAUUUUAGGGGAAAAGGGUGUGACGGACUAUUUAUUUCUGUCAAGGUGUAACCAGUUACCAAAGGACAAAAAAAUGAAGUAUGAAAAGAAUACUAAAUGUCAUUCGUAUCUAACAUUAUCCAUUUGCAUCUUCUCUGGGGGUUUUAAGUAAAGUCAUAAUAGCAAUGAUUUGAUGAUGAAUAUAUAUUUUUUAAGGUUUCAUCUCUGAAAAAUGGUAUAUUUCACAGGGAAUUUAUUCAUGAACGUAAGUGUUUACGUUGCACCUUAAAAAUCAUUGUCCACACAGAACUAAAUUUGCUUUGUGUUUCAUUUGUUUUUGUGUUUUUACAAAUGCAUUCAAAUAACUUUUUUGACUUUUGAUGUUGUGCUCUUUGUACUUGUUGUCUGUGAGACACAUCUGUAUUUUGAUGGUGUCUGUUACCCGAAAGCAGAAAAACCAAUAGACAAGUGUUUCAUUUUUAUAUAUUUGAAGGAAAAAAACUGGGUUGGGAUUGGUUAGGCCUCGGCCUAUUUAUUUUCCAAUUCAGAAGAAAUAACGUUCACAUCGUGUUGUAGCCAUUCCAGUAUUUAUUUUUCUUAUUGAGCCUCGGUGGUUCAGAAUGUAACUUUCUACAUGAAUAAACAUAAUAGGAGAAUAUUCAAAGUGAUCAGUAAUAAUGGUGCCAUAAAAUGAAACCAUGGUCAAUAGAAAAUGGAAAAUACAAAUAUAAGGAUCAACGCUAAACAGUCCUGUAACGUCUGUGGACUGAUCAGGACAACUACACAUUCAUGGUACCAAGCUAUGCAUGUUUUUUUUAAAGAACACUGCUAUGUAUUGUUUGGUUCAAAUCCUUGUUAACUGCCACCGUUUUGGGUGGGUAGAUGUCUGCAUGUGUGUGUGGCUUGCAUUUGAGUGUGUGGGUGUGUGUGUGCGCGCGUGCCUGUGUGUGUGUGUGUGUGCGUGCGUGCGUGCGUGCCUGUGUGUGUGCAUAUGUGUAUCUCCAGAGGAUGGUCUGUAGUAUGUACCAGGCCUUUCUCUGGGCCCAUAAAGCCGUAUGGCCAUAACUGUGGUUUCUCCUGGUAAAUGUUUGCUAAAACAGCAUCAUAGCCUUAUUUUUAACAAUCUAUUAAACUCAAUUUCAUGGGGAAUUCA